This is a messenger RNA of Orbicella faveolata, 5390 nucleotides long. RefSeq names its product syndetin-like. Gene Ontology annotation, cellular component: EARP complex. NCBI's taxonomy places the organism in Eukaryota, Metazoa, Cnidaria, Anthozoa, Scleractinia, Merulinidae. Gene Ontology annotation, biological process: retrograde transport, endosome to Golgi; endocytic recycling. The record is from RefSeq and is a predicted model, not a curated record. Gene Ontology annotation, molecular function: SNARE binding.
AUUAAAAAUUGAUCAAAUGUAAUUUUAUUGUUUGAUGUUUUUUAAAGCAACUUCCAGAAGUUCUAGAUCUUGAUGAACUGGAUGAUUACAGAAAUGAUCUUCGACGACAACUCCAGGCAGUCUCAAAAACACUGUACACAAAGGUUCUUGAAAAUCACAGUGCAUAUGUACAGGAAUUACAAAGAGUGAUGGACUUGCAAGAAUCAUUACACACUGCCUCUUCAAUCUGUGACAGAGGAAGAAGACACUUGGACAAGGCCAAAAGAGGAGUAUCUGUUGGUGGAUUAGGAAUUUUGGCCAAACACCGCAAGAAACAGCAUCUACUCAUUCUGCUUGAGUCUCUGAGAACAAUUAAGACCUUGCAAAGGACAGAUGUCAGACUGAAAGAAAUGCUUGAGGAAGAGGAUUACCCAGGUGCCAUUGAUUUGUGCCUUGAGUGUGAGAAGGCAGCUAGAGCAUUCAAACAUUACAACUGUAUAAGUGAACUGAGUUCCAAUCUCCAAGAGACUCUUAUAGACAUUGAGAAACAACUUGAUGUGGCCUUGGGAAAGAUGUGCAAAACCUUCACUCCUGUAAAUUACGAACGUCUACUGACUGCUUAUCGAUACCUUGGGAAGACACAGAUUGCUAUGGACCAGCUGAUCAUUCAUUUUAUGACUGCUAUUAAUCAUGAAUCCUUUUCUGUUUUAUUGGAUCAUAAUGGGGAAUAUUCCACAGAAGCUGUGUCUGAAGAUGGUUUUCAGCAUCUUCAUUUUGAAGAGCAGUGCAAGAAAGUUGGAUUGGACCAUUUUACCCCUUGUUUAUUGGAUCUCUGCAAGGUGCUGUGGUCUCUCAUGUUAAACUAUCACCACAUAAUCAAAUGGCAUGAGCAGUAUGACCCUGCUAUGCAUGUAAGUGAGGCUGAACAGGAUGAGCCUUCUGCUGAGGCCACGUACAACAAAAAUUACAUUCAGCAAAAACUAGAACAUGGACUCAAUAGGAUAUGGAAGGAAGUCCAAGAGAGAAUAAAAACACACAUUCUUGCACAUGAUCUGUCUUAUUUUAAAUAUGAUGACUUCAUUUACGUCUUGGAUCUUGUGAACAGAUUGAUUGCUGUUGGUGAAGAAUUUUGUGGCAGUACAUCAGAAGAUCUCCAUGAUUCCAUCCGAACACAGACUGUGAAGUACUUUAAGACAUACCACAGGUCAAGGAUGGAUGAGCUACGCAUGUUCCUGGAAAAUGAUGCUUGGGAGUUAUGUCCUGUUAAGGCGUCAUUCAAAAUCAUUGAUCUUUCGGAAUUCCGUUUUAUGAAACAUCAACAACCUCUUCUCAAAACUCACAAAAGAACCCCUUCUGGAACAGUCCAUGUUACCACGGAUACAGGUUUCUUCUCGCGGUACUCUAGUCAUGGCAAUCCUUUUGAUUAUGUGUAUGUCGAAGAUGAAGCUGAGGAUGUCUUAGCAGAGAAUGGAGAAAUAGCAGACGGAGACGUGAAUGAAAAUGAUAAAAGAUCAAGAGGACUUAGUCAAGACGAUGAGGAAGAAGACGAUGAAGAUGAAGACAUUCCAGAAGAGCUCAAAUUAGAUUACGUGGAUGAAAAGACUGGUGAAAUACCUUUAAGCAGGACAGAAACAUCAGUUCAUAGCAGGAAACAUCAGAAAUUCCUGUCUAAAGUUCCUUGUAUAACCAACACGACUCUCAAUGUCCUGAGAGUGUUCGGUAAAUACAUGCAAAUGAUGAAUGUGUUGAAGCCUAUUGCCUUUGAUGUAGUAAUCUGCAUGUCUCAGUUGUUUGAUUAUUAUUUGUUUGCCGUUGCAUCAUUUUUUGCCCCUGAAGUUAUGGUUGACGGUAGUGCCCAUGGUUUGAGUAUAAAAUUGAGGACAAGUUUGAAGAGAAUCUCAGAUAAUCUUAUUCAUCACGUAAGUGUCACAAAACGUUUAUUACUUAUGUAUGGAAGUGCAAAGAAUACACAACACAGCCACAUGUUUCAUUGUCCUUUUCCCAGAUUGAUUGCUGUUGGUGAAGAAUUUUGUGGCAGUACAUCAGAAGAUCUCCACGAUUCCAUCCGAACACAGACUGUGAAGUACUUUAAGACAUACCACAGGUCAAGGAUGGAUGAGCUACGCAUGUUCCUGGAAAAUGAUGCUUGGGAGUUAUGUCCUGUUAAGGCGUCAUUCAAAAUCAUUGAUCUUUCGGAAUUCCGUUUUAUGAAACAUCAACAACCUCUUCUCAAAACUCACAAAAGAACCCCUUCUGGAACAGUCCAUGUUACCACGGAUACAGGUUUCUUCUCGCGGUACUCUAGUCAUGGCAAUCCUUUUGAUUAUGUGUAUGUCGAAGAUGAAGCUGAGGAUGUCUUAGCAGAGAAUGGAGAAAUAGCAGACGGAGACGUGAAUGAAAAUGAUAAAAGAUCAAGAGGACUUAGUCAAGACGAUGAGGAAGAAGACGAUGAAGAUGAAGACAUUCCAGAAGAGCUCAAAUUAGAUUACGUGGAUGAAAAGACUGGUGAAAUACCUUUAAGCAGGACAGAAACAUCAGUUCAUAGCAGGAAACAUCAGAAAUUCCUGUCUAAAGUUCCUUGUAUAACCAACACGACUCUCAAUGUCCUGAGAGUGUUCGGUAAAUACAUGCAAAUGAUGAAUGUGUUGAAGCCUAUUGCCUUUGAUGUAGUAAUCUGCAUGUCUCAGUUGUUUGAUUAUUAUUUGUUUGCCGUUGCAUCAUUUUUUGCCCCUGAAGUUAUGGUUGACGGUAGUGCCCAUGGUUUGAGUAUAAAAUUGAGGACAAGUUUGAAGAGAAUCUCAGAUAAUCUUAUUCAUCACGAACAGCCACCUGAACUGAUGACUGGCGGAAAUGACAUGAAGGUUUUGCAUCCUUAUCUGUCACCUCUUGUGGACUUAACUCGAGUUGAUACCAUGUUUGGUUUGUCUGAGAGAAUCAUUGCUACGGAAUCGUUGGUGUUUCUAGCUGGUCAGUUUGAAUCUCUCCAUGCACACCUGGAGGCCAUGAUACCUGCUAACAAGCGAGCAUUUCUUUCUCAGUUCUACUCUCAGACGGUGAGUACUGCCCAGGAAUUACGGCGGCCAGUCUACAGAAGUGUGGCCUCAAGAGUUAUUGACUAUGAUCAGACGCUUCAGUUGAUGACUGGAGUACGAUGGGACAUUCGUGAUAUUAUGUCACAACAUAACGCUUAUGUGGACAUUCUUGUGCGGGUAAUACUUUAUGUAAACUUACCUGAUAGUAUUCUACGCAUAUUGAUGUUAAGUUUCCGCUUGCUGACGCAUGGUAAUUUGACUUCAAGAGGAAAACUGGAGCAUUUAUUGCAGGAAUUCCGUUUUAUGAAACAUCAACAACCUCUUCUCAAAACUCACAAAAGAACCCCUUCUGGAACAGUCCAUGUUACCACGGAUACAGGUUUCUUCUCGCGGUACUCUAGUCAUGGCAAUCCUUUUGAUUAUGUGUAUGUCGAAGAUGAAGCUGAGGAUGUCUUAGCAGAGAAUGGAGAAAUAGCAGACGGAGACGUGAAUGAAAAUGAUAAAAGAUCAAGAGGACUUAGUCAAGACGAUGAGGAAGAAGACGAUGAAGAUGAAGACAUUCCAGAAGAGCUCAAAUUAGAUUACGUGGAUGAAAAGACUGGUGAAAUACCUUUAAGCAGGACAGAAACAUCAGUUCAUAGCAGGAAACAUCAGAAAUUCCUGUCUAAAGUUCCUUGUAUAACCAACACGACUCUCAAUGUCCUGAGAGUGUUCGGUAAAUACAUGCAAAUGAUGAAUGUGUUGAAGCCUAUUGCCUUUGAUGUAGUAAUCUGCAUGUCUCAGUUGUUUGAUUAUUAUUUGUUUGCCGUUGCAUCAUUUUUUGCCCCUGAAGUUAUGGUUGACGGUAGUGCCCAUGGUUUGAGUAUAAAAUUGAGGACAAGUUUGAAGAGAAUCUCAGAUAAUCUUAUUCAUCACGAACAGCCACCUGAACUGAUGACUGGCGGAAAUGACAUGAAGGUUUUGCAUCCUUAUCUGUCACCUCUUGUGGACUUAACUCGAGUUGAUACCAUGUUUGGUUUGUCUGAGAGAAUCAUUGCUACGGAAUCGUUGGUGUUUCUAGCUGGUCAGUUUGAAUCUCUCCAUGCACACCUGGAGGCCAUGAUACCUGCUAACAAGCGAGCAUUUCUUUCUCAGUUCUACUCUCAGACGGUGAGUACUGCCCAGGAAUUACGGCGGCCAGUCUACAGAAGUGUGGCCUCAAGAGUUAUUGACUAUGAUCAGACGCUUCAGUUGAUGACUGGAGUACGAUGGGACAUUCGUGAUAUUAUGUCACAACAUAACGCUUAUGUGGACAUUCUUGUGCGGGAAUUACAAGUUUUUAGUAUGAGAUUGACCCAGUUAGCAAAUAAACAAAUACCAGUUCCACAGGAGACUCGAGCAGUGCUAUGGGACCACUGCAUUCGGCUUAUUAACAGAACCUUUGUGGAAGGGUUUGCAAGUGCAAAGAAAUGUAGCAACGAGGGACGAGCAUUGAUGCAGCUUGACUUUCAACAAUACCUCAUGAAGCUGGAGAAACUCACAGAUAUUCGACCUAUUCCCGACAGAGAGUUUGUGGAAACGUAUGUAAAGGCUUUUUAUUUGACAGAAAAUGAAAUGGAAAGAUGGAUCCGAGAACACAAGGAAUAUACUGCAAAGCAGCUUACAAGUUUGGUCAUGUGUGGUGUGGGUUCUCACGUGACCAAAAAAGGAAAACAGAAACUAUUGGCCAUUAUUGAAGAUAUGGAACGCUCCAAAGCUCGAUAACAGAUGCCAGGAACACUGGGUCUACUCUUUUUUUAUUGUCGGUUUUUAGCUUAGCCUAGUUAAGAAAUUUAAACUUGUUUCAGAUUAUAAAGAACUGAAAAAUACAGACGAAAACCAUUGUAUCGUUUACAAAAUAAAAUAACAUCCUGACUAGGAAAAGUAGUUGCCAUGCACACAAAUUCGCGAGCAUUUUUUUUUUUUUCUGGGAUCUCUUCCUCACUAUUUGAAUGACAAAUGUAAUGUGCUGUUCGGCUUCUUAGCCUAGAAUAAUUCACAAAAAAAAAAAAAAACGUUUUAAAUAGUGAUACUUCUCAGUAGUUUGUGAAACGUAAUACAGAAAACGUCCAGGUUGAAUGUUUUACCAGUUGCUGCUAUGUACAUUUACUCAAGUAGAAACAGAAAAGGAAGCAUGAUCAUUAGUGUUGUCGUCAAAGUUCAGCCCAAGCGGUAGAGUAAAUGGUAAUGGCAUGUUACUGCCAGCUAUAAAAUUACAGUUCUCGUCAUCAAUAAAGUCAUUAGCUUUACCUGUUCUAGCAUUGAGAUCGCCAGCUAACAUAUUAAACGUUUUGAUGUGAAAUAAUGUGAUGUUUGCUACUAUGUCAGGAAAAUAUCGCGAUUAAAAUAGGGGAAGUCUUG